AUGGCUGGGAAGAAUCACACUGUCUUGACUGAGUUUUUCUUUAUCACAUUCACUGAACAUCCAGAGUUGGGGCUUCCUCUUUUCUUGUUUUUCCUUGGUCUCUAUGUCAUCACCUUGUUGGGGAAUUCAGGAAUGGUCAUUCUGAUAUGCACGGACUCCCGGCUCAGCACCCCCAUGCAUUUCUUCCUGAGCCACCUUGCUUCUGUGGACAUGUGCUACUCCUCAGUCACCACCCCUCAGGUGUUGGCCAUCCUGCUUGAGCAGGGACUGGUUGUCUCCUAUGAACGCUGUGCUGCCCAAUUCUUCUUCUUCACUUUCUUGGGUGCCAUUGACUGUUACCUCCUGGCUGUCAUGGCUUAUGACCGCUAUGUGGCUGUGUGCCAGCCUCUUCUAUAUGUGACUAUCAUGACCAAGAAGACCUGUGUGUUUCUAGUAGCUGCAGCUUAUGCUGCUGGCCUGUCUGCUGCCAUAAUACGCACUACAGCUGCCUUCACACUUUCUUUCUGUGGUGACAACAAGAUUGAUUUUGUCUUUUGUGACCUCCCACCCCUACUGAAGCUUGCCUGUGGGGACAGCUACACCCAGGAGAUGGUAAUUGUUGUCUUUGCCAUUUUUGUGCUCCCUGCCUGUAUGGUGGUGAUUCUGGUCUCUUACUUAUUUAUCAUUGGGGCCAUUAUGCGCAUCCCCUCAGCUGGGGGCAGAGCCAAGACAUUCUCCACAUGUGCCUCCCAUAUCAUGGCAGUUUCCCUUUUCUUUGGCACACUUAUCUUCAUGUACAUGCGGCGGAAUGAAGGGAAAUCCCUUCAGGAAGCCCGGAUAGUGUCUGUGAUGUACACAAUGAUCAUUCCUAUGCUGAACCCUCUCAUCUACAGCCUGAGGAACAAGGAGGUAAAGGAGGCCAUGAGAAAAGUCUUGAGGAGUAUAAAGGUCUUCAGGAGGGAGCUAGGUUGA
This is a messenger RNA of Trichosurus vulpecula (common brushtail), 951 nucleotides long. Its product is annotated as olfactory receptor 9Q1-like. Gene Ontology annotation, biological process: sensory perception of smell; G protein-coupled receptor signaling pathway. The transcript has a single exon. NCBI's taxonomy places the organism in Eukaryota, Metazoa, Chordata, Mammalia, Diprotodontia, Phalangeridae. The record is from RefSeq and is a predicted model, not a curated record. Bases 1 to 951 code for a protein of 316 amino acids. Gene Ontology annotation, cellular component: membrane. Gene Ontology annotation, molecular function: G protein-coupled receptor activity; odorant binding; olfactory receptor activity.